Messenger RNA from Clarias gariepinus (North African catfish), 709 nucleotides. It is a transcript of the gene hint2, whose product is annotated as histidine triad nucleotide binding protein 2. The transcript has 5 exons. The record is from RefSeq and is a predicted model, not a curated record. NCBI's taxonomy places the organism in Eukaryota, Metazoa, Chordata, Actinopteri, Siluriformes, Clariidae. Gene Ontology annotation, molecular function: hydrolase activity. The coding region runs from base 46 to 540 and encodes 164 amino acids. Gene Ontology annotation, cellular component: mitochondrion; cytoplasm.
GCAACUGCGCAUGCGUGUAGUGUGCUUUGCGACUCGGGGUGAAACAUGUUUCUGCGCAGGGUUACACAGAGACGAGGCUUCUGGCUGCCUUAUGUGUUUAAUAUACCUUGGCGUGCUAUAACAGUCCAGAAUCUUCGCUUGUCUUCACACAAUGAUGAAGUUCACCUGGCGGAGGAAGCCAGCAAGAAAUAUGGAAGUCCUGGUCCUACAAUAUUCUCCAAAAUUAUUGACAAAACAAUUCCUGCAGACAUAAUUUACGAAGAUAACCGGUGUUUAGCAUUUCGGGACAUCAGUCCCCAGGCCCCUGUGCAUUUCCUGGUUAUUCCCAAAACUCCUAUUCCAAGGAUAAGUGAGGCUCAUGAUGACGAGACACAGCUACUUGGACAUCUCUUAGUAGUAGCAAAAAAUCUUGCAAAGAAAGAAGGAUUAAGUGAGGGAUACAGAUUGGUCAUAAAUGAUGGAAAACAUGGGGCUCAGUCUGUGUAUCAUCUGCACCUUCAUGUUCUUGGAGGGCGACAGAUGCAAUGGCCUCCAGGAUAGACGAGCACUUCAUCCCGAGUGUUUAAUUAUGUAUUUUAAUGUAAAUAAAUAGCUAAUUACAGCAUAUAAAAUAAAAAAGAAUUAUGUACAAUGUAGAAUUUUUUUUUCUGUAGAACCAAAAAAAGACUUGGGAACAACACAAUAACAAUAAAGUUCACAAACUGAUUGA